GCGCCGGCAGCGCGGAGGGCUGGGCUGGGCCGCGCCGCUCGCUGCAGCGCUCGGCUCCGCUCCGCCGUCGAGGAGGGAGAGGAGAGAGAGGAGAGGGACGGGACCGCCUCGCCCAGCCCCGCCGCCCGCCGCCCGGCCCGCGCCUCGCCGCUCGCCCGCACCGCCGCCCGCGCGAAGAUGGCCGGCUGGCAGAGCUACGUGGACAACCUGAUGUGCGAUGGCUGCUGCCAGGAGGCCGCCAUUGUGGGCUACUGCGACGCCAAGUACGUCUGGGCAGCCACGGCCGGCGGCAUCUUCCAGAGCAUCACGCCAGUAGAAAUAGAUAUGAUAGUAGGAAAAGACCGAGAGGGUUUCUUCACCAAUGGUCUGACCCUUGGUGCAAAGAAGUGCUCUGUGAUCAGAGAUAGCCUGUAUGUUGAUGGAGACUGCACAAUGGACAUCAGGACAAAGAGUCAAGGUGGUGAGCCAACAUACAAUGUUGCUGUAGGCAGAGCUGGCCGAGCAUUGGUUAUAGUCAUGGGAAAGGAAGGUGUCCAUGGAGGGACACUGAACAAGAAAGCAUAUGAACUGGCUUUAUACCUGAGGAGGUCUGACAUCUGAGCAGCCUCUCCCCAUCCACCUAGCAACUGUCUUCACCACCACCCAGUUGUGUUCAGUGCUACCAGACUGUAGAUGGUAGUUUGUGUUUUUUAUUUACCCAUGUCCUAACGUCAUAAUUCCAGUUACCCUUUGUUCAUCCGUAUGUUAACCGCCGUAUGUAACCCAGCCCCCUGUCUGGCACCAUUACUGCAUCACAGAGGCAAUAUGCAUGAUACCAAGGGGAACACACCAAGCCCAGGCUUUGCUUUGUCGUAGCGAUUAGUGUGACAACUAAACCAACUGAAAUACUAAACAAGGUGCCGACUGUACAAUCUAAUUUGAUCAAUGCCUCUUCAGCACUUUGAGCAACUACACAGCUCACGAGUCUUCCUUUCACACAGCACGGUUGGGAGGAAAUAAGUGCAUGCAUAUCUCCAGUCCUGUUCCCCCCCCUUUUUUUUUUCUUCAUGUGUUUGCUUACACCCAUUUUUAUAGUGCCUGGAUUGUUUAACCGAUUUGCCACUCAACAGCUAUUGAUGUUGCAUUAGUUUUGUCGUUGCACUUCACCGUUGGCUUAAGUCAGUGAUUUUUCCUUCGUGACAUGCGAAGCUUGUACCGCUUAACGAGUGCAAUCACAAAACUAUGACAGGGUACAGCUGCACUUCCUGCCAUCACCUUGCAGCCCCUGUGCCCCCCUAUUCCGUCACCUUGCAGCCCCCCUGCCCCCACAUUCCGUCACCUUGCAGCCCCUGUGCCCCCCUAUUCUAUCACCUUGCAGCCCCCGUGCCCCCACAUUCCGUCACCUUGCAGCCCCUGUGCCCCCCUGUUCCGCCACCUUGCAGCCCCCGUGCCCCCAGUGCCCCCCGUGCCCCCCGUGCCCCCUGUGCCCCCUGUGCCCCCACAUUCCGUCACCGCAGCAGCUCAGGCACUUUUUUUUUUUUUUUUUUUUUGCCAGCUCCUGUUCUGUAGUUGAACUGUAAAAGGCCAUCGUGGACAUUAGCUGUCCCACCAUAACCAUCUGGAGUGUGUCUGGUUUCAGGUUUUCUUAGGACCAAUUUUAAUUUGCAGCCUGGGGGGUCGUGGGGGGUUGUUUUUUUGUUGUUGUUUCUGGGUUUUAAUACGAAACUCAAAUGUCAUUGUGGGAAACUGCCACCUUCAGCUACACUGGGAGCUCUGACUCCAGUCUUUCUGCCAGAUCACUUGCUGGUAAAGAGGAAGGUCGGUAGUUUGAAAGCUAAAAACUGUCAAAAUGAUGCCAUUUCAAAUUUAAAAUCCUCAUUCGGCCUGUCACACCCUUGCUGCAGACACCAUGGAGUGAACUGCCCUGUGCACUAGUCAUCUGAAAUGUCUGUAACCAAACUCCCAGUUCAGGCACGGUACUGACUCCUAUGUCCAUUUAGAGAACUGCAGAACUCUGUAUACAAAAGAAUAAAUGGGAGAUGGUAUUGGUUGGAAUAACUGACUUGGCUGUCUUGUGAUGAAUUUUUUAAUAUGUAUUCUGUGCCAUACUAUUGUUAAAAAAACCAAAUGAACUGUUGCUAUUGUGAGAUGGAUUUUAACUGACUACGAGGGUUUCUUUCGACUGGCACUACUUUAGGGACAUUCUAGUAUUUGCUUCUGUUGUUGGGCCUUGUGGAUAAUGUACAGAUUUAAACAAAUUCUUGUUGCUGAUUUGUCCAUUUCUUUCCCUGCACUUUGUUACAUCUGGGAUACAGUCUAACUCAUCUGAUUUAAUAUGCAUUUCAAAAAAUGCCAUAACUAUUAAAAACACCUUGUUUACAGACAGAUGAAAUAAAUUUAUUCCAACCAAACACAA
This is a messenger RNA of Colius striatus (speckled mousebird), 2395 nucleotides long. RefSeq names its product profilin 2 (gene PFN2). Gene Ontology annotation, molecular function: actin binding. The record is from RefSeq and is a predicted model, not a curated record. Gene Ontology annotation, biological process: actin cytoskeleton organization; regulation of actin filament polymerization; positive regulation of actin filament bundle assembly. Bases 178 to 600 code for a protein of 140 amino acids. The transcript has 3 exons. Gene Ontology annotation, cellular component: cytoplasm. Lineage: Eukaryota; Metazoa; Chordata; Aves; Coliiformes; Coliidae.